Messenger RNA from Paramisgurnus dabryanus, 2865 nucleotides. The record is from RefSeq and is a predicted model, not a curated record. NCBI's taxonomy places the organism in Eukaryota, Metazoa, Chordata, Actinopteri, Cypriniformes, Cobitidae.
UGAUAUAGUUGAGGGAUGGGGGUUUUCAGACCUUAAGGCACGCAAUACAGCUUUAGGCCCUGUUGCCAUGGCACCCCUCCCGGCUCCACAUUGCGACCAAGGCAUGCCAUUAUUCUCCCCCUGUCGAAAUGUGCCGCUUCUUCUGACUCGAGUUAUUGUGGAGCACACAAGUGGUCCUCAGAAGAAAAUAGCAUUGCAAAGAAAGGCUGAGGUCAGGGGUCACAUUAGAGCCUUCCCAUCAGGAACCACGUUUUUGUGAUCAAAUUUGUUGGGAGACACGAAAAGAGCCAGAGUAUCAUAGCUCAAACGGACUGAGGCGCAGAGACAGCAGAAUACGCCUGCCACCAUUACCGCAGCCCAGUUUAAGAGAGUUACAACUCCAUUAAACUCUGCCCUCUAAACAGAAGCUCCCGGUUAGCCUUUUGCUUUCAACCAACUGUAAGUAACUCACACCAGCAGCCAAACUCUCUCUCUCCUCUGAUUUGCUCCUGUCUCCGACUUCACUGCUGCACGGACUGCUGAGAGAUUAACACUCUGUAACGAAGAUGGAUUCCUCCCUGACAGAAAUUCCCAACUUGCUGUCCAACCAAUCCAUGGAUAGCUGUCCAUCUGUGGAUAAUACAGUGGAGAACACGGUCUUUGGACUCUACUACAUCAUAGUUUUCCUCUUGGCCCUAAACGGCAAUAGUCUCGCCUUGUGGAUCUUUUUGCGUCAGAAAGGCUCUUCUUCCCCAGCCAAUGUCUUUUUGCUCCACCUUGCUGUGGCUGACCUGUCAUACGUCUUUAUUUUACCCCUCAGGGCCACUUAUCAUUUAACCGGGGGCCACUGGCCAUUCGGCGAAGUCCCUUGUCGUCUCGCAGGCUUUCUCUUUUAUGUAAACAUGUACGCCAGUUUAUACUUCCUGGCUUGUGUUGCGGGUGACAGAUACCUUGCUGUAGUGCAUGCCGUACGUUCCCUCAAGGUAAGACGCCCUCGAUACGCUCACAUAGCUAGCUUCGCGCUAUGGGCUUUGGUGACAGUCUCUAUGGCGCCCCUACUGGUCACCCAGCAGACCGCAGAGGUGAACGGCUCUACCGUAUGCCUACAGCUGUACAGAGAAAAGGCCUCACGUCGCGCUCUCAUCUCCCUCGCUGUGGCGUUCACGCCCCCUUUCGUUGCCACCCUAUCCUGCUACCUGCUGAUAGUGCACAGUCUGCGGAAAGGUUUGAGGCUGGAGCCUGCGCUAAAACUUCGAGCUCUACGCACGAUCGGCCUGGUCAUGCUUAUCUACAUUGUGUGCUUUCUGCCUUAUCACUUAAGCCGUGCAACAUUUAUUCUGGGUUAUGGACACCCAGACCUAUCCUGCCAAGUGAAAAGAGGGCUUGCUUUGGCCAAUCGUCUUACUUCCUCUCUAACCUGCCUGAAUGGGGCUUUGGAUCCUCUGGUGUACCUGUUUGCUGCUGAAAAGUUUAGGGGGAGCGUUCAAAGACUUCUCUGCAGGGAUAAGUCAGGAGGGUCAGGCGCUAACAGUGGAGAUCUGAAAGGUACACAUGAGAGCUCCCUGAGUGCCAAGUCAGAGUUCUGAUUAAAGUGUUCAUAAAUUAUUUGAGUAUUUCCCCAUAUUUCCUGAUUGCAUACAUGUUGUGGUCGAUUAAAGAUCAGGAAUAACUUUAAACAGCCUUAUGUAUCACCAAACAUGUGACUUGGGUAUGUUGAAGUGAAAGUAAUUUGAGACAAGACUGUGAAAAACAAAUGACUGGAAUUUAUUUCACAGUACUAGUAACAUCUAAGUUAAUGUUAAUGUUUGUUGCAAGCUGCAAAACAAUAAUGGCUAAAAAGACAUGACUUAUGUAUAAGAUUGAGUUUUGCCCUUUGGAAUACUGUGGUGUUUUUAUAAGCAUUUACCUGACAUGUUUGACGUAAGUUUUUGCUGUACUUUUGCUUUUACUUAAGUUUUGCUGUUAGCAGAUACAAUAACAUCCUAAGUGAAAUCAGUGUGAAACUCACUAAUAACUGUACAUAUAAAAGAUAUGUAUUAUUGUUGGCCACGUGGUACUGAUAUUAUAGCACUGUCGGUUGCAAAACUGUGGUAAGAAUAUGUAAAAGGUUAACUGUGCUAAUAUUUCUUUAUAUAAUUCCUUGACAGCUUGAUAUUAAAGGGGACAUAUUAUGAAAAUCUGACUUUUCCCAUGUUUAAGUGCUAUAAUUGGGUUUAUUAACCUAGAAAAUGUAAAAAAGAUCAACCCGGUAACUUAGUUUUGGUAAACCAUUCUCUGCAAGCAUGUAAAAUAAUAGGCAAUUGAAAUUUGGCCCCAUAAUCUGCACUAUUUAACCACUGCACUGCCAUUUAGUGCAAAGAUCAGCUCAUUUGCAUUUAAAAGGACGCACCCAAAAACGACACGUUUUUGCUCACACCUAAAAAGUGGCAAUUUUGCUAUAAUAAAUUAUCUUAUAUGGUAUUUUGAGCUAGAACACAUACGCACUCCGGGGACACCAAAGAUUUAUUUGACAUCUUAAAGUGGUCUUGUGAAAUGUCCCCUUUAAAGGAAAAGUUACCCAAAAAUGAAAAUUCUUUCAUGGUGUACUCAGCCUUAUGUCAUUCUAAACCUGUAUGAAUAUUUCAAGGAAUAGAAGAAAGUUUUUUAUAAAGGUUUUAAACAACAAGAGGGUGAAUAUAAAGUAAAAAUGAAUGCAUGUGCAUUUCAUGUAAUACAGUCAAUAAAAAAUGAUAAAAUUCAUGAAGUUCCUGUAAUAAUUAAAUAUAUUAGACCCUUCUUAAAUCAAUAAAAUAUUGAUUUUGUUGUAACUUGUUAAAGAUGUCAUACAUGUUGCUGUUUCUCCAGAUUAAAGCACUUCUUCACACUAUUAAAAAUAAUCACACACCA